This is a messenger RNA of Sipha flava (yellow sugarcane aphid), 3134 nucleotides long. RefSeq names its product endothelin-converting enzyme homolog. The record is from RefSeq and is a predicted model, not a curated record. Lineage: Eukaryota; Metazoa; Arthropoda; Insecta; Hemiptera; Aphididae. Bases 1 to 2397 code for a protein of 798 amino acids. Gene Ontology annotation, biological process: protein processing. Gene Ontology annotation, cellular component: plasma membrane. Gene Ontology annotation, molecular function: metalloendopeptidase activity. The transcript is spliced from 14 exons.
AUGGCACAGGACCGCGAGGACGUGGUGGAAAUGCAAGACAAACCGGACGGCUGCCUUUCGGUGGUGGACGAGGAGCGCGAGCCCUGCCUGAAGGAGUCGACGGACAAGAACAACGGGACCGCGGUCGUCGUCACGCCGGCCGGUGACAAGAAACUGGAGAACAACAACACCGCCGCCAACAACAAUGGCAAGUUCCACGCGUUCGCCGCCGUUACUAGUCUGGAGCAGAAACUCCGCGAUAAGACUGGUUUCUCCAGGAUCGGGUUGAUACUGGUCUUGGCCGCGGUGUUCUUGUGCCUCGUCUUGAUUGUCACGCAGCUUCUCAUGUUGAUCCUGUGGCCGCGGGCGCAACCCCCUCUUCUCGUGUGCAAGACGACUCCGUGUCUGAGAGCUUCGGCCGAGGUUUUGCCCAAAAUAAACUUUACACAACCGCCGUGCGAAAGCUUCAGAGAAUACGCUUGCGGAGGAUGGCUACAAACCAACUCGUUGCCCGGGUACAUGAGCACUUGGAGUUUGAAAAAUCGGAUUCAACAAGAACAAAAAACAAUGAUCAGGAACAUGGUUGUUACUCUGCGGAACGUUGCCAGUUCGAACUCGCUGAACUGGAAGAUGAAACAUUUCUACGAAUCGUGCAUGAAUCUAGACAAUAUUGAGAUGGACGAAGGAAAACCUUUAAAGAAGAUUAUUAGUACCAAACUUGGCGGCUGGUCCGUGUUAAAAGAUUUUGACUUUAAUCAAUGGGACAAGGAUUUUACCAUGGUACAAUUGCACUCCAAAUACAGCGUAAACCUGUUCUUUAAGAUAAACGUGGUACCGGACGAUAGAGCUGCGGGCAAAUAUAUAAUUCAGAUAUCUCCAUCCGGACUGGGUUUGCCCGAUCGAAGGUAUUACGUUAGAAGUCCGCAAGAUAAGAUAGUGAUCGCGUACAAACAGUACAUGGUAGACGUAUCGCAACUAUUGGGCGCCACCAGUAGUGACGCGUCGUCGUUCAGCGAAGAAAUAUUCAACUACGAGAAGCGCAUCGCGGAAAUCACACCGCCCGGCAAACAAGAGGAUCUAUUGGCUUCUCACCAACGGUUUACCGUGGCAAGAAUUAAGGAUUUUGCCUCACUGGUUCCACUUUUGCACAUCUUACAAUCGAAAUUCCCAGAAAGUAAUAUCAAUGACGAUACGAACAUCUCGGUUGUGUCGCCCACUUAUUUUAGCAACCUGUCCAAUCUGAUAUCGUCAUCGGAUCGCAAUGGGUUAAAUAAUUAUUUCAUGUGGAAAAUGGCCGAUGCUUUUGUUCCAUACUUGUCGGUCAAGUUUAGGGAAGUUGUCAAGAUCUAUACAGCCGAACUUAUAGGCGAAAAAGAUUCGCCACCUAGGUGGGAGACUUGUGUUUCUUUGCUGCAGAAGUUCAUGGGCUUCGGAGUGUCUGCUUCGAUCGAACCACAAAUCGAAAACAAGGAUAAUGUAGUUGCCGUAGUCAACGAAAUUUUCUACAAUAUUAAAGAGACGAUCAGAUCUUACAUAGACAGCAAUGAACAUUUGGAAUCUGAGUUGCGAAGCCAUGUAUUGGGCAAGUUGAACAACCUCACAGUACAAGUCGGAAUACCCAGCGAAAUGCUCAAAGAGAAUUUUGUCAACCAAUUCUACAGUCCACUGCAGAUCCAAAAGCUCGACUUGUUCUCGAACAUAAACAGCGCGAUAUCGUUCCUGCAAGAUUAUUCUCAGGUCAAAUUAAAGGCGACGAACGAAGAACACUACGGGUGGUUGGACGAUUUGGUAUCCGAAAAUCCAAAAGUGACCUACAACGUGGCCAACAACAAAGUCAUCGUGCCCAUGGCGUUGCUCGCUCGGCCAUACUUCGAGGUCGGCUAUCCCGAGGCUAUAUUGUACGGCGGUCUAGGCGUGGAGCUCAGCUCGGCCAUUUUGUCCAGCGUGUACCCGCCCGGUGUCGCGUACGGCAUUGACGGUGUUCUUUUGCCAGCCCAUUCCACGGCGGUUAACUUGAGCGCCGCCGCCACGGCCGAAGCCCGUAAGUGCCACGGUCAGAUGUUCUACGUACUGAGGGACCAAAAAUUCGAAAUCAGCAACAACACGGCGCUGACCGCCAUGUUGUCUGUAUCCAGCGUACGGUUCGCACUGGAGAGUUUGUCAAAGAAAAUACAAUCAGCACCUCAUUACCGUCAACCGGCCAUGGAAUCCUAUGAAUACGAUACAUUGUUUUUCAUAACAUACGCUCAAUCUUUGUGCGCAAUCAAAUCACGUCAAGUGCAAGAGUUAGACACCAUGUUCGAUAUGAUGUCCGACGAAUCUGUUUUAUUAAGAACAAUCGCCGAUCACUCGGAAGCGUUCAACAACGCGUUCAAAUGCACUGACAAAUCAACGAGAACUUGCAAGUACAUUUACUAAUGGACUCGGUGUUAGUAUACUGCAUGAUUAUUGAGCGUCCGGAAAUCCUAACUUGACCCAAACGCGCAAGACGACGAGUCUGGAACAUUUCAUAAAUAUUUAUUUACGAUUUUUUUUAUUCGUUUAUUAUUUUUUAUUAUUAUCGUCAUCAUCAUUUAUUAUUAUUAUUAUUAUUUUAUUUUAAUUAUUAUUAUUGUUUAUGAGAUAAUGUUUGCGCGAAACAAGACCAUGACAUAAUUUUUUUUUCAGACUGAGUUUAACGCGCGUGCCCAAUCAUUUUUACUGCAUAUAGUAUUAUUAUGUACUCCAAACACCACAAACGCAUACAUACUCUACAUACACAUACAUGCACGUAUUGAUUUCAUGUACUUUGAUGAUACUAAAAGAGUUUUGAUUACAACUUUAGUCAUGACUUUCAAACAAUUAUUCACUUUGCUUAUACUCAUAUGUGAAUGUGUGCGGUUAAGACUGUAAAUGUGGUUAGUGACGGUUUUUUUUUCUAUACUGAAUAUUAUAUUUAACCACUAAAUUAAAGUGUCAAUUAUGUACUACGGUACAAUCAUAUUAGUUAAUUUCACCAACUCGCACUUGGUAUGAUAAGACCACAUAGUCUGUUGGGGAUUUUGCAUUUUUUUUUUCUCUUCUCGUAUUAUAUACUGUACAUAUAUUAUAUUGUAUACAUCAAUUUAAGUCUUAUUUGUUGUUGAUAUUGUAUACCUUUUAAAUGUAAAUAUGAG